Messenger RNA from Zingiber officinale, 1172 nucleotides. Its product is annotated as jacalin-related lectin 3-like. Bases 202 to 870 code for a protein of 222 amino acids. The transcript is spliced from 3 exons. The record is from RefSeq and is a predicted model, not a curated record. Lineage: Eukaryota; Viridiplantae; Streptophyta; Magnoliopsida; Zingiberales; Zingiberaceae.
GACUCGAUCGAUCGAUCGGUCUCUUCAGUAGUAGUGUCUGUCUGUCUGUCUAUAAAAGAAGGAAAUGGGAGCCAGGUCACUCCUGCCUGCCUGCUUGAAAUUUAGGCUGAUCUUCUUAAUUCAGAUCGACUUCUCAAUCCAGCUCCAUCGCCACCAAUUAAUUAAGCCUCGAUCGGCCUGAAGCUAUAUAUCUAGCUAGCCAUGGCCGGCCCCAGCGAUGUAGAUGUCAACAACUGCUUCGGCCGGUUAUCGAACUACUACCAGCAGAACCUAAGCGGCAUCAACGAGUUGAAGAAAGAAAUCGAAAAGCUGAAAGCAGAGGGAACAGAGGCAACUGACAAAGUAAACCAGUGGCUGAGUGACCUGGAGUUGUUGGAUAGCCAAGCAGCUGCCAUCAUUGAGGAUCUCACUACACGCCACAGUGUCCCUUUUCUAAUUGAUAACAUCAAGAUUGGGCCAUGGGGAGGCCUUGGAGCCUACAGCUCUGACAUUGGUCGACCUGGCACCCAAAUCACAAGGGUCGGACUCCACACGGGAGACGUCGUCGACAGUUUGGAGAUCUCCUAUGUCGAUGACCGGAAUGAAGUCAAAACAUACAAAGCAGGCGGCAGUGGUGGUGAAUUGCACGAGUUCGAACUAGAGCGUGGUGAAUAUAUCAACGGGAUGUUUGGGUCCUUCAACGAUUAUUAUGGCGAAGUUUGUAUCACUGAGCUCGGAUUUAAGACCAACUUGGGGAAUGAUCAUGGGCCUUUUGGGGGAGGAGGCGGCGAGGGGUUCUCUGUUCCGGUCGUGGCCGGUCGAAUUGUUGGAUUUUUUGGCGAGUAUGACCGCUAUAUUAAUUCCAUCGGAGUCUCCUUGGCUCUUAAUUGACUGACCAUCUAUCUAUCUAUCUAUCUAUCUAUCUAUCAGUAUUUUGAAAUCUGAUCAUCCAUUCUGUCGUGUUCGCUAUGCUUCGUCGCCGUAAUUAAGGUCGUUUUGAAUAAUUAAAUUUGAUAAUGGAUGGUCAGCCAACGUGUGAGUAUGUGGUGUUUUGAAACUAGUUAGCUAGCUAGUGUCGGUUUGCUCUAAUAAUUGUGUUUCUUUCGUGAGUUUUGUUUCUAUCUUUUGACAAGCCAAGGGAUGUUAAGUUUUCAUUUGAUCAAACACAUGCAAACGCAGAAGUUGAUAUCGGA